Messenger RNA from Phycomyces blakesleeanus NRRL 1555(-), 480 nucleotides. RefSeq lists its product as hypothetical. The transcript has 4 exons. The record is from RefSeq and is a predicted model, not a curated record. NCBI's taxonomy places the organism in Eukaryota, Fungi, Mucoromycota, Mucoromycetes, Mucorales, Phycomycetaceae. The coding region runs from base 1 to 480 and encodes 159 amino acids. Gene Ontology annotation, molecular function: protein binding.
AUGUUUAUUCCACUUGUGUCAUACCCUCUUUUCCCAGUAAAAGAUUCGUCCAGAAAACAAAAGUGCUGUGUGAUACUAUCCGAAAUCCCGUCUCCUAAAAAUCACAAAUUUGAGAUCAUCAGUCGAGAAGUUAUUGAUGGACAAUCACUGGUAUUGGGCCGAUUUGAUAAUAAAAAUGUUAAAAGGCAUGCUUUUAUUGGGUUCCAGAGUCCAUCAGUAAGCCAGUUUCAUGCCAAGAUUUUAGCAAAAAAAGGAAAGCUUUACAUCAAGGAUAUAAAGUCAUCUUUGGGAACCUUUCUUAACGGGUAUAGAUUAAGCCAGAGUUUUCAAGAAUCUAGUAGAUAUCCAUUAAGAGAUAAUGACAUACUUCAGCUAGGACAAGUCUCUGAAAACGAUGGUAUAGAUACAAAUAAGCCUGUUCUCAUGAAACUAAGGAUCAGACAAAGAACUAAUGCAUGGAAUUAUCAUGGUGACUUGUAG